AGCCACUUCGAGCCACUGCGGAAUACCCGAGAGGCGAGGACGGCGCAAAGGUCGUGGUGCUAGGUCGAUCGCAAAGAUGAGCGCCAACCAAGUGAUCAAGAACACCAGCACCUGGGCUCGUUUCAUGUUCAGUACGAGCAAGUACUACCAGUACGGCCUGCUCAAGAACGACAUGUACCGCGAUGAACCGGUGACGCUGGAAGCCGUGCGGAGGCUGCCCAAGAAGUUGCAGGACGAGCGCAACUACCGCAUCCUGCGGGCCAUCCAGUGCAACAUCGCACACACCAUCCUGCCGGAGAGCCAGUGGACCAAGUUCGAGGACGACGUGCCCUACCUGGAACCGUACAUCGCCGAGGUCGAGAAAGAGGAGGCCGAGAAAAAGGAGUGGUACCGGACCCACUGAAUCAAUGGCGUCGUCGUUCAGCUGUGUCGAAGCAAGAAGGUACUAAAUAAACGUGUUAGAGAAGA
Molecule: messenger RNA, 468 nt
Organism: Rhipicephalus sanguineus (brown dog tick)
Lineage: Eukaryota; Metazoa; Arthropoda; Arachnida; Ixodida; Ixodidae
Product: cytochrome b-c1 complex subunit 7
Exons: 1
Coding region: 77-403 (108 amino acids)
Biological process (GO): mitochondrial electron transport, ubiquinol to cytochrome c
Source: RefSeq, a predicted model, not a curated record